Clupea harengus (Atlantic herring) is the source of this 1471-nucleotide messenger RNA. RefSeq names its product CMRF35-like molecule 5. The transcript is spliced from 7 exons. The record is from RefSeq and is a predicted model, not a curated record. Gene Ontology annotation, cellular component: plasma membrane. NCBI's taxonomy places the organism in Eukaryota, Metazoa, Chordata, Actinopteri, Clupeiformes, Clupeidae. The coding region runs from base 119 to 997 and encodes 292 amino acids. Gene Ontology annotation, molecular function: transmembrane signaling receptor activity.
AACAGGAAAUGUGUGAGAAUCAGAGAAAACACGGAAGAACGAGACAGAGAGAGAGAGCGAGAGAGAGACGUAUCUUGUUGGGCCAUCUUCUGUUUCUAGCUAAGUUUGAGGGUUAAUUAUGAGUCAACGUCUGAUCAUAUUAUCUUGCCUCCUAGCAGUUCUGGGUGGUGUGGAGUCUGACAUCAUCACUGUAAGAGAGGGACAAGAUGCCAAAAUCAAAUGUUCUUAUAGAUCUGCAUAUGGCAACAUCAAAUACUUCUGCAAAGAUCCGUGUACAGAAACAGAUAUCCUUUUCAAAUCUGAUUGGUAUCAGUCUCUUCCAAAGAGAUUCUCUCUGGUUGAUCAUGGAUCAUCAUUCACCGUCACCAUCUCUAAAGUGAGAUCGACAGACUCUGGACUGUACUACUGUGGUGUGGAACGCUUCUUUAAAGACAAAUUCAAUGAAAUCACUUUAGAGGUGAUCACUGCAGUCCCAUCCACUACACCAGGUCCCACUUCUCACAGACCAUCAAAAACAACAGCCAAAUCCACCCGACCUGAACACACGUCUCUCAGACCUUCUGAGCAAACCACAGUCCACAGAGAACAAGAUGGAGCAGGUGGUGUUGUAUACAUAUGUGCUGGCCUCGCUGCGGUGGUGUUUCUGUUAGUGCUCUGUCUGUUCAUGCUCUACACACAGAGGACCAGAGGCAGGAAGUCAUUGGAUCCCCCUGCUGGACACAGACCUAACACUGACUCAGGAAAUACUCAACAGGGUCAGUGUGAUUACUCUGACAUCACUUUCAAUCCUCACGUCUCCACCUCCAGCCCCGCCCCACCCAGCACAGACCCCUCCACCAUCUACGCCAACGUUCAACUGCCGUCCAAUCAGAAUCCAGACUCUCUCCAGUACGCCACCGUGAGAUUCACUGAUCCGCCAGCAGGGGGAGACAAAGGACAAAGCCCCCCGGGGAUAGAGAGGGAGAGAGCAGUCAUAUACUCCAGCAUCAACCUCUAGAGAGAAAGCCCACUUUAGUUAUAGUGCAAGGGCAUACACAUACAAGGGCUUGGAUUUAGGUUUAAGGAGGAAAAGACAAAGAAAGUUAGGGACUGAGAAGAAAAAGAUGAAAUAAAAUGAAAUAAAAUGAAAAAGAAGGUUUGAUUCGUUUUUAUAUUUUGUUUUUUUGGCCUCCAUACUCUUCUGUCAUUACUGUUUUUAUUUUAAUUUUUUUAUUUAAUCUAUUUAUUAUUAUUUCACUGUUUUUGCAUCCCAGUUUGUUACCAGUUAAUUACUUAUUUAUGUAUUCAUUUAUAUCUGCCCAAUGUAUCUAUUUAAAGACAUCCUCUAAGGAUGUUUCUAUGAUCCAUUUAACUAUGGUGUAUUUACUCAUCUUGCUGUGGGCAGUGACGUGUAUUAUCUUAAAUGAACGUCAUGUAAUUGCUGUGGGUAGUUUACAGUGACGUGUAUUAUUUCAAAUGAAUGUCAUGUAAU